Molecule: messenger RNA, 5723 nt
Organism: Oryza sativa Japonica Group (Japanese rice)
Lineage: Eukaryota; Viridiplantae; Streptophyta; Magnoliopsida; Poales; Poaceae
Product: clathrin heavy chain 1-like
Biological process (GO): receptor-mediated endocytosis; intracellular protein transport
Cellular component (GO): chloroplast; clathrin coat of coated pit; clathrin coat of trans-Golgi network vesicle
Molecular function (GO): clathrin light chain binding; structural molecule activity
Source: RefSeq, a predicted model, not a curated record
CCUUCCUUUCUUUCUUUCAUCUGCUUCGUCCUCAGAUCCGAUCUCUCUUCUCAUUCUCUUCUCUUGGUUUGGGGUGUCACGACUCACGACCUGCCGCCUUCUUCCUCCCCGUCGCUCUAGAGGGGAUCUCACCGCCGGCCGUCUCUCGCCAUGGCGGCGGCCAACGCCCCCAUCGCCAUGCGCGAGGCCCUCACGCUCACCAGCCUGGGGAUCGCGCCCCAGUUCGUCACCUUCACCCACGUCACCAUGGAGUCGGAGAAAUACAUCUGCGUCCGCGAGACCUCCCCGCAGAACAGCGUCGUCAUCGUCGACAUGGCCAUGCCCGCGCAGCCCCUCCGCAGGCCCAUCACCGCCGACUCCGCCCUCAUGAACCCCAACACCCGCAUCCUCGCCCUCAAAGCUCAAAUACCUGGGACAACACAGGAUCACCUGCAAAUCUUCAACAUUGAGGCUAAAACAAAAAUUAAGUCCCACCAGAUGCCUGAGCAGGUUGUGUUUUGGAAAUGGAUCACCCCAAAGUUGUUGGGUUUGGUAACACAAACAUCAGUUUAUCACUGGUCAAUUGAGGGAGAUUCUGAACCGGCCAAGAUGUUCGAUAGGACGGCUAAUUUGGCCAACAAUCAAAUUAUCAACUAUCGAUGUGAUCCAUCUGAGAAGUGGCUUGUGCUUAUUGGAAUUGCACCUGGUGCUCCAGAGAGGCCACAACUGGUGAAGGGAAAUAUGCAACUUUUUUCUGUGGAUCAGCAACGUAGUCAGGCACUUGAAGCCCAUGCAGCAUCCUUUGCAUCAUUUAAGGUCGUGGGCAACGAGAACCCUUCAACUCUCAUCUGCUUUGCCUCAAAGACAACUAAUGCUGGGCAGAUCACUUCUAAGUUGCAUGUUAUUGAAUUGGGUGCCCAGCCAGGGAAACCAGGGUUUUCCAAGAAGCAAGCUGAUCUUUUCUUCCCCCCAGAUUUUCAGGAUGAUUUUCCUGUGGCCAUGCAGAUCUCUCAGAAGUAUGGCCUUAUCUAUGUAAUUACGAAGCUUGGCCUUUUAUUUGUAUAUGACUUGGAAACAGCUGCAGCGGUCUAUAGAAAUAGAAUUAGUCCAGAUCCUAUAUUCUUGACAGCAGAGUCUUCUGCAAGUGGUGGUUUUUAUGCCAUCAAUAGGAGAGGACAGGUUUUACAUGCCACAGUUAAUGAUGCAACCAUUGUGCCUUUUGUCAGCAGUCAAUUAAAUAACCUUGAACUAGCUGUAAAUCUUGCCAAAAGAGCUAAUCUUCCUGGGGCAGAGAACUUAGUUGUGCAAAGGUUUCAAGAAUUGUUUGCACAAACAAAAUACAAGGAAGCAGCUGAGUUGGCUGCAGAAUCUCCUCAAGGUCUUCUCCGAACUCCUGAGACUGUUGCAAAAUUUCAGAGUGUUCCUGUUCAAGCUGGGCAAACGCCUCCACUCUUGCAGUACUUUGGCACAUUGCUAACUCGGGGGAAGCUCAAUGCUUACGAGUCUCUUGAGCUAUCUCGACUUGUUGUCAAUCAGAACAAAAAGAACCUUUUGGAAAACUGGUUGGCUGAAGACAAAUUGGAGUGCAGUGAAGAACUUGGAGAUCUUGUCAAGACUGUGGACAAUGAUCUUGCUCUGAAAAUAUACAUAAAGGCUAGGGCAACCCCUAAAGUUGUUGCCGCUUUUGCUGAAAGAAGGGAAUUUGACAAGAUCCUUAUAUAUUCAAAGCAGGUUGGAUACACCCCUGACUACCUCUUCCUCCUCCAGACCAUUUUACGUACGGAUCCACAGGGAGCUGUCAACUUUGCGCUCAUGAUGUCACAAAUGGAGGGGGGCUGUCCAGUUGAUUACAAUACUAUAACUGAUCUCUUCCUUCAGAGAAACAUGAUACGUGAGGCAACAGCUUUCCUGCUGGAUGUUUUAAAGCCAAACUUGCCGGAGCAUGCUUUUCUUCAAACCAAGGUUUUGGAGAUCAACUUGGUCACUUACCCAAAUGUUGCUGAUGCCAUCCUUGCUAAUGGUAUGUUCAGUCAUUAUGAUCGCCCUCGUGUUGCUCAGCUUUGUGAAAAGGCUGGCUUGUACUUGCGAGCUCUCCAGCAUUACACAGAAUUACCAGAUAUCAAGCGUGUCAUGGUGAAUACCCAUGCCAUUGAGCCACAGGCACUUGUUGAGUUCUUUGGCACUCUUUCAAGAGAGUGGGCUUUGGAGUGCAUGAAGGACCUUCUGCUGGUCAAUCUAAGAGGGAAUCUUCAAAUUGUUGUACAGGCUGCCAAAGAAUACUCUGAGCAGCUAGGGGUUGAUGCUUGCAUAAAACUGUUUGAGCAAUUCAAAUCUUACGAGGGCCUUUACUUUUUCUUGGGAGCUUAUUUGAGUUCCAGUGAGGAUCCAGAUAUUCAUUUCAAAUACAUAGAAGCAGCUGCUAGGACUGGACAGAUCAAAGAAGUUGAACGUGUAACCAGGGAAUCCAACUUUUAUGAUGCGGAGAAGACAAAGAACUUUUUAAUGGAAGCGAAACUGCCUGAUGCCCGUCCGCUGAUUAAUGUCUGCGACCGCUUUGGAUUUGUUCCAGAUUUGACCCACUAUCUGUAUACAAAUAAUAUGCUUCGGUAUAUUGAAGGCUAUGUACAGAAAGUGAACCCUGGAAAUGCUCCAUUAGUUGUUGGACAGCUACUUGAUGAUGAGUGCCCUGAAGAUUUCAUUAAGGGUUUGAUUCUGUCUGUCCGUUCUCUCCUUCCUGUUGAGCCACUAGUUGAUGAAUGCGAGAAGAGGAACCGCCUACGGCUGCUGACACAAUUUUUGGAGCACUUAGUGAGCGAGGGUAGCCAAGAUGUCCAUGUGCACAAUGCUCUUGGAAAAAUCAUCAUUGACAGCAACAAUAAUCCUGAGCACUUCCUUACCACCAAUCCAUUUUAUGACUCUCGCGUGGUCGGUAAAUACUGUGAAAAGCGGGAUCCUACCCUUGCUGUUGUUGCUUACAGACGUGGACAGUGUGAUGAUGAACUUAUUAAUGUCACCAAUAAAAACUCACUGUUCAAGCUGCAAGCUAGGUAUGUGGUUGAAAGAAUGGAUGGUGAUCUGUGGGAUAAAGUUCUACAGCCUGAAAAUGAAUAUAGAAGGCAACUCAUUGACCAAGUGGUUUCUACGGCUUUGCCUGAAAGCAAGAGCCCCGAGCAAGUGUCUGCUGCUGUUAAGGCUUUCAUGACAGCUGAUCUUCCCCAUGAACUGAUUGAACUUCUUGAAAAGAUCGUCCUUCAGAAUUCUGCUUUCAGUGGAAACUUCAAUCUGCAGAACCUUCUCAUCUUGACAGCCAUCAAGGCUGACCCAUCCAGGGUCAUGGACUAUGUCAACAGGCUGGACAACUUUGAUGGGCCUGCUGUUGGAGAAGUAGCAGUUGAAGCACAGCUGUUUGAGGAGGCUUUCGCUAUCUUCAAGAAGUUCAACUUAAAUGUGCAGGCUGUCAAUGUUCUAUUGGACAACAUCCGAAGCAUAGAAAGAGCUGAAGAGUUUGCAUUCCGUGUUGAAGAAGAUGCUGUUUGGAGCCAGGUUGCCAAGGCCCAGUUGCGUGAAGGUUUGGUUAGUGAAGCAAUUGAGUCCUUCAUUCGUGCAGAUGAUGCAACACAUUUCCUCGACGUCAUCCGUGCUGCUGAGGAAGCUAAUGUAUACGAUGAUCUAGUUAAGUACUUGCUUAUGGUAAGGCAGAAGGCAAGGGAACCCAAAGUUGAUGGAGAACUCAUCUUUGCGUAUGCUAAGAUUGAUAGACUCAGUGAUAUUGAAGAGUUCAUUCUCAUGCCAAAUGUUGCCAAUCUUCAAAAUGUUGGUGAUCGUCUGUAUGAUGAAGAACUUUAUGAAGCAGCAAAGAUCAUCUAUGCCUUCAUCUCAAACUGGGCUAAGCUGGCUGUUACCCUUGUUAAGCUGAAGCAGUUCCAAGGUGCUGUGGAUGCUGCUCGCAAGGCUAACAGUGCUAAAACAUGGAAGGAAGUCUGCUUUGCUUGUGUUGAUGCCGAGGAGUUCCGGCUAGCACAAAUAUGUGGUCUCAAUAUUAUUGUCCAGGUUGAUGAUUUGGAGGAAGUAAGUGAAUACUACCAGAACAGAGGAUGUUUCAAUGAACUUAUUUCCCUCAUGGAAAGUGGUCUAGGACUGGAGCGUGCUCACAUGGGCAUCUUCACAGAAUUAGGAGUCCUCUAUGCUAGAUAUCGCCCUGAGAAGCUCAUGGAACACAUCAAACUUUUCUCCACACGUCUCAACAUUCCUAAGCUUAUCCGUGCUUGUGAUGAACAGCAGCACUGGAAAGAGCUUACUUACCUAUACAUCCAGUAUGAUGAAUUUGACAAUGCUGCCACCACUAUUAUGAACCAUUCUCCGGAUGCAUGGGAUCAUAUGCAAUUUAAGGAUGUUGCUGUUAAAGUUGCAAAUGUUGAGCUAUACUACAAGGCAGUGCACUUCUAUCUGCAAGAGCAUCCUGAUCUCAUCAAUGACCUUCUCAAUGUACUUGCGCUUCGUUUGGAUCAUACAAGAGUCGUGGACAUAAUGCGCAAGGCUGGUCAGUUGCAUCUUGUGAAACCAUACAUGGUUGCAGUUCAGAGCAACAAUGUCUCUGCUGUGAAUGAAGCUUUGAAUGAGCUUUAUGUUGAAGAGGAGGACUAUGAGAGACUCCGUGAAUCGGUUGAUAUGCAUGACAACUUUGAUCAGAUAGGUCUUGCCCAAAAGCUUGAGAAGCAUGAAUUGCUUGAGAUGAGGAGGAUCGCUGCCUACAUUUACAAGAAGGCUGGCAGAUGGAAGCAAUCUAUUGCCCUGUCGAAGAAAGACAACAUGUACAAGGAUUGCAUGGAGACAUGCUCACAGUCUGGUGACCGCGAGCUGUCAGAAGAUUUGCUUGUCUAUUUCAUUGAACAGGGAAAGAAAGAAUGCUUUGCUUCUUGUCUCUUUAUUUGUUAUGACUUGAUCCGUGCGGAUGUUGCUCUUGAGCUUGCAUGGAUGAACAACAUGGUGGACUUUGCAUUCCCCUAUCUGUUACAGUUCAUUCGGGAGUACACAAGCAAGGUUGAUGAGCUAGUGAAGGACAGGAUUGAAUCACAGAAUGAAGUAAGGGCUAAAGAGAAGGAAGAAAAAGAUCUUGUUGCUCAGCAGAACAUGUAUGCCCAAUUGCUUCCUCUCGCCUUGCCUGCUCCACCUGGUAUGGGCGGUCCUCCACCGCCAAUGGGGAUGCCGGGCAUGCCUCCGAUGGGCGGAAUGGGGAUGCCUCCGAUGGGUCCCGGACCUAUGCCAGCAUAUGGGAUGCCUCCAAUGGGAAGCUACUGAGUAUCAUCCACUUGUGAAGAGUUCAUUUAGAUGAUAAGAAUUUCAAUUUACACAGAAGAGGAGGCAUCUUUCAAGUUGUAGAUGUGCUAUUAUUGGUUGUUUAAACUGAUUCUUUUGGUACCAGGACAAUUUUGGCGAGUGAAAUCUCUAGCCAGGUCGAGUUAAUGACUAGUUGCUAUAUAUUAUAUUACGAUGGGAUAGGACGAGGGAUGGUUGUUAGGUUGAGCGGGAGCUGCAAAGGCUGGUACCAUUAUUUGUAUAGGUUGUGUGAUAAAAAAGCUUGUAGACAUUUUGCAUGUACACUUUGCCGUAGUGGUUGGCGUUGGCAGCCAUAAACAGGAACACCAUUGUCUGUAUGUUACUUGUUUACGGUCUCAUGUCCAGCUGUUUGAAUUUUGUACCUGAAAUAUUUUUUUCUUUGGACAAAAAGAUGGAGUAUUUGAAUA